Molecule: messenger RNA, 540 nt
Organism: Galeopterus variegatus (Sunda flying lemur)
Lineage: Eukaryota; Metazoa; Chordata; Mammalia; Dermoptera; Cynocephalidae
Product: nucleoporin p58/p45-like
Exons: 5
Biological process (GO): nucleocytoplasmic transport
Cellular component (GO): nuclear pore
Molecular function (GO): structural constituent of nuclear pore
Source: RefSeq, a predicted model, not a curated record
UGUGGCAUUUUUCUUAGGGAUAGUAAAGCACUGAAGGAUGAAAAUCUACCUCCUGUCAUCUGCCAGGAUGUUGAAAAUCUCCAGAAAUUUGUGAAGGAACAAAAACAGGUCCAAGAAGAAAUUAGUAGAAUGUCUUCAAAAGCAAUGCUUAAAGUACAAGAAGAUAUUAAAGCUCUGAAGCAGCUUCUCUCAUUGGCUGCCAGUGGAUUACAGAGAAACACUCUCAGUAUUGACAAAUUGAAAAUAGAAACUGCUCAGGAGUUAAAGAAUGCUGAAAUAGCUUUAAGAACCCAGAAAACCCCACCUGGACUUCAACAUGAAAAUACAGCUCCUGCUGACUAUUUCAGAAUCUUGGUUCAGCAAUUUGAGGUACAGCUUCAGCAGUACAGACAGCAGAUUGAAGAACUAGAAAAUCAUCUUGCCACUCAAGCAAAUAAUUCACAUAUAACCCCUCAAGAUCUGUCAAUGGCUAUGCAGAAAAUUUAUCAAACGUUUGUAGCUUUAGCUGCACAACUUCAAUCUAUUCAUGAAAAUGUAAAG